Molecule: messenger RNA, 977 nt
Organism: Eruca vesicaria subsp. sativa (arugula)
Lineage: Eukaryota; Viridiplantae; Streptophyta; Magnoliopsida; Brassicales; Brassicaceae
Source: the annotation of a GenBank genome assembly
GUUUUCGCAAGCUGAGGAGAGAAUACGAAUCUCCGGCGACAUCUCAGCUCUCAAAGGGAUGCUACGAUUGUUGUUGGCUGCAACUCUUACGUGAGUGUAUUAUUUGUAGUUGGUGACAAAAAAUGGGAGGUUGCUGGUCUUCUUCUCCUUCUUCAAGGCAUCCGCAUCUUGCUGGAGCACCUCUUUACUAUUAUUGUCCAGAAUCUUUUGAAGAACGUGGGCCUUCAAGAGCUCGUGCUGGUGUGGGAUCAGCAGCAACAUUCACCACCACGGGUCUUUUGGCUGAUAUUAUUGGUUUGGAGACAUCAUCUAUACCGAAUACCUUUUAUGCUCCUGCUCCUCUUCCAUUUGAUCUGCUUUUUGGGAGACCAGUUUCCGAUUCUAUCAAAGGAAAGAUUAAUGAAAGCAGUUUUGAAACAUGUGAAGACAAAGACUGUAAAACUCAACCCAUCUCAAUGAUUCUCUCCCUGAGUGAAUCAGAUCUCUCCAAACACAAAACAUUCAAGAACCAAUUGGUAGACGAAGAGGAGGAAGACUCUUGCCCCAUUUGCUUUGAAGAUUAUGAAGCUGAGAACCCCAAAAUAAAGACAAAUUGUGAGCAUGAUUUUCAUCUCUCUUGUAUUCUUGAGUGGAUGGAAAGAAGCGAUGGUUGUCCUAUAUGUGAUAAGGAGGUUGUGCUUGAUGAUUGCUUGAACUAGCAUCAAUGUCCUCUGGUUUGGAAAUUUUAAGCGGUUACAUACUUUGCUUACAUCUCUACGUUAGCGUCUGUUUUGUCAAUUGGGUUAUGUUCCUGACUUGGUGCAGUCAUAUAGAAAAUAUAUAUACAUAACAAGUGUAAAUAUAUAUCAUCAGCGUCUUGCUCCUGUGUGAUCUUUGGUGGUGAGGAGGGGGUGAUAUAAAAGGAAAGAGCAUUUCAGUCUGUGAUUGUUUUGCAACAAAAUCAAGUUGUCAUCAUGUUUGCAGUCUUGAUCCAUGAU